Molecule: messenger RNA, 6352 nt
Organism: Passer domesticus (house sparrow)
Lineage: Eukaryota; Metazoa; Chordata; Aves; Passeriformes; Passeridae
Gene: IL20RA
Product: interleukin 20 receptor subunit alpha
Exons: 7
Coding region: 4464-6092 (542 amino acids)
Biological process (GO): cytokine-mediated signaling pathway
Cellular component (GO): plasma membrane
Molecular function (GO): cytokine receptor activity; interleukin-20 binding
Source: RefSeq, a predicted model, not a curated record
CUUCUCCCAUCUUUCCCCACCUCUUCCCUCAAGUAUUUCCAUCUGCUCCACCAUCUGGUUUUCAUGCAGUCUUAUGUUUGCCUUUCUGCCUCUGUCUUGCUUCCCCAUGCCCCCUCUGAACAGGCUGUGGUGGGAGUGAUGGGCUCCUCUUGUGGGGGAGCAAAGAGCGUGCUCUGUGGUUAGCUCUCGAGUGCUGCUAUGACUUGAACAGGAAAUCACCUCUGUGCUCCUCCCCACAUUCCCACCAGUGCCACUCGGGUCAGAGGGUUUCACUAACCUGACUUCACACCCUGCAGCACGAGAGUUCCAGCAACCCACCAGGAGAAAGGCAGCUGAGCUGUAAUAGCUCCUACCUACCUCUCCUCCUCCUCUUCCUCUUGCUCUUUCUUCUCUUCCUCGUUAUUCGGUCUGCUGAGUUUGAGUCAAAAAGAAUCUGCACAGAGAAGAGCUUUCAGGAUCACUUAAUUUUCAAUAAUUUUACUCAUUUGUUUAAAUUGCUGCUAAGAUGAUGACUAAGUAAUAAGUUUGCUAAAGUGUAUUCCUGGCUCUGCUGGGUUUCCCUUUCUCUGUGUAACUUAUGAUCUCCAAUUUUGGCUCAGUCCCCCUGUUUACCAGUUGGUGCACUCCCUUGCAUUUCUGCAUGGCCAGUGCCGACUUGCCUGGAGCUGGAGAUGUGCCAGAAAGACAGCCCCAAUGCUCUGCUUGUGAGGGACACUGAACAUGAUGCUAAAUGGACAUUUGCUCUGAGUAUGACCAUUUUUAUUUUUAUGUUACACUUAGCCAUGUGUUUGAGGGACUGCUUUUCACUGAGAACAACAUAACAAUCAAAACAUGAGCUGGAGGAAGAAAAGACAGAAAAAAUGCCUCAAAAAAUGAAGAGCAACAGCACAGAAGGAGCAAACAAGAUGUCACAGAAAUAUGGUGAAAGUCACCCAAAGUUGAAGUGAAAGACUAAAGAAAGAGCAGUGGCUUAGAACAUUCAUUGCCAAAGCAGUGUAUCCUAGAUUAAUCCUUAAUUGCUUAAUGCUUCACUGGUGGGUCUAAGCUAUCAGUGGGGAAAGGUAAAUCAGGAACUCAGCCUGUUUGAAAGGCUGUCCCCUCUAAGAAGUGUGUGAGUGGGGGUUCAAUCCAUGGUCUUGAAGCAGCAGCUGCAAAUGUUGAGGCACAGCUGCAGUGAUGCCCACAAAUUUGGUACCCAGUACAAAGGUUUCCCUUCCAUUGGAGGUGCUCCCAAGGGCCACUUUUUUAUAAGAAAAUAUGACCACAGUUGAAGCCAAAGUCUCUGAAAAGCAGUUCCUCUUUUGAAUUCUGAGAUUACUGUAGGGAAGGAGUUAUUGGCUUUUACUGCUGUGGGUAGCAAAUACUGGUGCAGUCAGGCUUUUUAUCUUAAUGCUUUCCACAUCACUCACUGUCUUAAAUUGUAUCCUACAGUUGUCUAGAAGGUUCUGUGAUCUUCUUUAUUGCUGUGUUUGAUUGGAUAACUUGGUGUUUGCUCCACUGUGCCAUGCCACAGUAAAAUACAGUAGAUGAUCACUGCGCUUGAGAGGGCUACAGUAAACAACAGUGGUCACUCAGGAGGCACUUGGAUACCAAUAGGUCAGCUUUCAGUGGGUCCUCUGCUUUCACCCCACCCUAAAAUUUUUGCCACUGCACAGAAAAAAUAAUCUAAAAUUUUCUGUAUUUAUAUAUUUUUAUGCUUUGCAGCUGCUGGGUUACCCAACUGAAGUGCAAAGCUAAAAAAUCUGUUUAGUCAUGGGUAGUUGCAACUGUAUUUGUUCUGCAGCACUGCCAUUAAACACAGCUGUUUGUCACCAAGACAGGCAGGGGGACCUCCUAGCAGGUAAAAUACAUGCACUGAAUGGCUAAUGGUUGUAACAUGGAAUUUGUGUGUGUUUAUCCUUGUGUCUGUAUGUACGUGUCUGUGCAUGUGUGUAGAUUGAUAGAUGUGGCUAUAACCAGAACUGAGCUUUGAACUGUACUGACUUGAGCAAGGCAUGUACUAGGCAGGGAACUCUAUGUGAUUAAAACUGACCAGGUUUUUAAACCUAGCUGGUGAUUUCAUAAAGAGAAGAAGAAGGACCUGCCAUGCACACUUUUACUCAUGUGAAUAAUGUCACUGACGUCAAUGGGGUUUUUCACUCACAUGCAAAGCUGUUUUCAGGCUAAGUCACGUCUGUUUUGGAGAGUCUUACUAUAGCUUAUUCUAAGAACAGGACUUGACUGCUCCUUGUGGUGAAGUUUGCAACCUGUAUUGCUACUUAAUUUCCAGUCCAGGUGUCAGAAGAUGUGAAGAUGUAAACAAUGAUAUUACUCAAGGUUUGAUUUACUGCCUUUCCAAAGACAGUAAUAAGUGUUUCAUUUUUUUCCAUGCAAUGAAUUAAUGAAGUGACUUAGCUGUAAAAGAAAAAGUGAAAUGCAAAGUGAAUGACAGACAUUGCUAGCAAUCACUGUGGCAGACUAAACCUAGCCAAGCAACAUGGGUGACUGGUUUCUGCUCUCAGGCCAGUAGAAAAUGAAAAUUCUCUACAUGACACCCAUGGCAUGAAUCCCGAUAAAUGGAAAUAAAAUCAGAAUACAACUGGAUGUCAUGUGUUUAAAGAGUAGAAACUGAAAGAUUGAAGAUAAGUUAAAAGACUGAAACAUGCAGCUGUUGCAUAUGCUUGAAUUCUUUCCUGACUGAUAACCACGGAACAUUCAAGCUCUGUGUAUGAUCUGUUCUCUGCACGUGCCUCCUGCUACUGUCAGUCACCAAGUAGACAUGAAGGACUCUAUUCUUAACUCUUCCUGGAGACACAGGAGAGCAUGGUAGUUUUAUUAUUGUUUUACACAUGCAGAAUUGUUGUAUAACUCACUUGCACAAUUUAUUGUAAGGGCCUUUAGUAAAGGAGCAAAACCAGAAAUAGAAACCAAAUCUGUGUUUUUGCUUCUCAUGGAAAGUUAACGGUCUCAGUCUCUUUGCCUUCCAAAUCUCACUGAGCUGGGGUAGGUGGGAGCACACCAGCAGUGUUGUAAUGCUUUAGAUCUUGUAAAGAUAUAAUCUGUGGCUCCUGCAUGCUGAGAUUGGCUCCUCUGCUGCAGUCAGUGUUUGUGUUUUGAAAUUUCAUUUACCACAGCAGAAACCACAGUGGGAGGAGGGAAAUUAAAAUUUUAAAAAAUUAAAAAUGUUAAGAGCUAGUUUCACAUGUUAAUAGCAUAAAAAUAGUUAUGAGCCAAACUCAUGACUAUUACUACUUUAAAAUGUGCUUGAGGAAUACAAAUAUUUUAAAAUAAGGGUGGACAAAUGUGGAAAGGUACAGGCAAACAACUUUCUCAGCUCUCCUGGUCAGCUUCAUCUUUACGUUUGGAUUCACUUAAAGCAAUUGCAGAGGUGAAAUGAAAACCUCUGAUUUUCUAGAUUCUGUAUCUCCCACUUGGAACCAAGUGUUAGAAUAAGGCAAAUUCCUGGAGAAUCCCUUUUGCUGCUUUUAUAUCCCCUGGCAUCCUGGAACUUUUUCUAUAUUGCUACCAAGUUUGAGCUCUUACAGGCUGGCUGUCAUGGGACAUUUCUGCAUCCAAAUGUCACAGAAAUAGGACUUUCCACUUUUUGUAAAUAGAUAAGCUUGCCCUAAGGACUACACCUGACAAAACUUGUUCACUGACUAGAAAAUGGAAGCCACUGAACACUAAGUGCUAAAGAUAAAAGAGAGCAACAUACCUUUGAUGAACAGUGUUGUGAUCUGAAGAUGCAGAUGAAUGUAUAGACCUGUACAGCAUUAAUGAGAAUCUAGAGGCUUGGAAAACCAAGAUUUUGCACUGAGACAGAUUGAAGUAAUAGGUCUCUACAGAACUGCAAGGAGAUUGUUUUAACAAAUAUAUUGAAGAAAAAAAAUCUUGUACUGUUUGGCUCAAAGACAGAUAGAAGUCUGCACAUUAAUCAGGAAAAUGGUAGUGACUUCUGCUUAUAAAAGCAACUAUAGUUACAUAUACAGGAGGAUGAACACUAUUGCUCUAGUAAUAGCAAAAUAUACUACAAAAAUACCCUAAAAUCUGAUUACAGAAGUAACAGCUCAAGGACUAUUCAUUUGAACAGGUUUCUUUUAUUUCCCAUUUUCUUUGCCUCAUUUUGUUAUCUCAAGAAUUAGAAUUGCAUUCCUGGAGAAGGAGAUGAAACAGUUUUGAAAAGUCCUGAAAAACCACAGAGUCCCUUUUUCUCUUCCCUAUUAUGCUCUUGUGGCUACAUGCAAUGGGAAGCUCCUUCCCAGCAGUGGCAGCUUCAGGGCUGGUCUCAGGGUUUCUCCCCCAGAGCAUGGCAGCAGCUGAGGCUUGAGUCAUAACUUUGAACUUGGGACUCUUCCCCUGGGCCCACAGGCUUCGUUUUGCAAGCAAUUCAGCAAUGUGGGCACCUUCGUGAUAUUUAUUAGAUUAGAGGAGAGUUGUAUUGUUCUUUGCCCAACCCUAGGAAUGUCCAUUUUGAAUCUAUAAAUAUGAAGAAUGUCCUGCACUGGUCAGCACCAGAAGGCACAGGUGAUGGAGUACUCUACAAGGUGAAGUAUGCAGUGUAUGGUGUUGGCAAAUGGAUUAGAAAGCCAGAAUGCAGGAAUAUAAACAGAACAUGGUGUGACCUCUCCAGUGAGACCUCUGACUACGAAGAACAAUACUAUGCAAGUGUUAAAGCAUUCCUAAAUGGGGCGUGCUCUGACUGGAUGGAGACCACACGAUUCAACCCUCUAACAGACACUAAAAUAGAUCCACCCAUGGUAAGUGUAUCUUCUACUGACAGAUCUAUUUCAAUUGUUUUGACUGCUCCUGAGAAGUGGAAGAGAAGUCCUGAGGAAGAAUCCAUAUCUCUGCUUCAAGUGUAUCCUGGCCUACAGUACAAUGUGUCUGUCCUCAACAAAAAAACAAAGAAACGGUGGUUCUUCUCAAUCAGCAACAACACCUUGGUUGUGCCCUGGUUAGAACCUGGAACAGUUUAUUGUGUCAGUGCACAGAUACAUGUCACCACACCAGUUUUGGACAGUGGCUUUUCCAAAGAGCAUUGCAUUACUACACUGAAAGAUAAAACAGAAGAUGAGGCUAUAACAAUCACAUUUGGAUAUAUUAUGCCUACCAUGCUGGCUCUCCUUUUUAUUUCUGUGUCAUGCUAUUGGGUGCACAAGUAUAUCCACAUCCACAAGCAAAAACAUCCAACAAACCUGGUGUGGCAGUACACUGACAAAUGCAAGGAAUGGGUUUUCAUACCAAGUGACAAAAUAGUGCUCAACCUUGUCACUGUUAAUGAGGACGACUGCGAGGAAUCCGGACAUCUGUCAGAAAGGAAAAGUUCCCGUUAUAACACUGUUCACAGUGACACUGAAGGGAGGGGUUUGCCUUCUGAACAGGUGCUGAAAGCAAAAUAUUUGCUUGAUUUUUCAUGUGAAGAGAUUUCACUCAAAGAAGAUACUUCAGUGGAAGGGAAUCAAACUGGAAACUGGGCAUCUCAUGGCCGGUCUGGAACACAGACUACUUGGAGAGAUAAAAAUGCAGGGGUUGUAGAGUAUGAGCAUGAUGUAAGGACUGAAGACUUCAGUCCUGGUGAGAAACUAGAAGUGAAGUUUUCUGCCCUUGGGGAUCUACAGGGUGAGCCACAGGUUGCUUUGGGGGACUUGGUCGAUAUGGAAGCAGGACAGCCAUAUUCCCCCCAGCUAGAGCUACAGGCAGCACAGCUUUGUUUGGGACAGCAAACAGAGGAACUUGAUUUGAAAGUGAUUGAUGCAGCAGAUGAAUUGGCAAGUGAGAUCCAUAUUGACUUCACGGACCUGGAUGCUGAAAGGUCUGGGCAGACAUCCUGUCAUCAGCUGGAUAAAACCACACAGGGCCUCACAGAGAAAGAAGGUGUGCAGACCAUAUUAGUUAACUGGGAUCCUCACAGUGGAAGGCUGUAUAUUCCUACUUUGUCCAGUGUUGAAAAUCAGGUGUGUGAAGGAGUACUGAAGUAUGAUGAUCCCGACAAAGACGGAAUUUUGCUCAGACUCUAUGACAAAGGGGUAUCUGGUGAAUCACCUGAGGACCAAGAAAUGUAUCUCCUGCGGUUCAAGGAACAAUGGGGACUUCGUGUAGAAAUGGAAGACUGAAAGUCAUUUUCUCAAAUACUCAAAAAUGCAAAAUCUUGUUUAUUUUGCUAAAGAGAGUGAUAAACUCACGGGAACAGACAUGUCUUCAUGUUUUGAAGUUUUCGGAACCAUCACAGUUUAACAAUUUAUUCAUUAAGUGUUAUUUAUAACAGUUUCCGUGUUAUAUAAAUGAUUAUGACAUCAAUCAUAAACCUCUUGUGUAAAAUAUGAUUGUUGUGAGGUUAUACUCUUUUUUAAAAAAUAAAUAAAAAGAAAACAUA